Molecule: messenger RNA, 3264 nt
Organism: Pseudogymnoascus verrucosus
Lineage: Eukaryota; Fungi; Ascomycota; Leotiomycetes; Thelebolales; Thelebolaceae
Exons: 7
Coding region: 81-2702 (873 amino acids)
Biological process (GO): regulation of transcription by RNA polymerase II; DNA-templated transcription
Cellular component (GO): chromatin
Molecular function (GO): DNA-binding transcription factor activity, RNA polymerase II-specific; RNA polymerase II cis-regulatory region sequence-specific DNA binding; zinc ion binding
Source: RefSeq, a predicted model, not a curated record
CCCCUUCCUAUUCACGCUGCAUUAGAUAUGUUGAUGCCCCGUCCUCACUACAUAUUUUAGGACAUCUUUUAUAACUAAGAAUGUCGACGCCACUAAGGACAAUCUCGAGGCGAAGCACUAGGAAUCCCUCUGACAGCCGGAACGAACCUGCCGGUGCUGCCGGUGUUCGAAACAAGGACAAGCAUUGCCAAUACUGCGAAAAGAUAUUUAGGAAGACAGAGCAUCUUCUACGACAUGAGCGAAGCCAUACAAAGGAGAAGCCAUUUCGUUGUGAUAUGUGCAGUAAGGUUUACACUAGACAUGACACUCUACUUCGACACUCCAAAACCCAUGACAUCGACCUUUCUCAUCUCGAAGCCGGCAUCACAUUAUCGCAAAUGAACCAUGAUGGCCAUAUAUCUUCUGAGAACAAUAGCCACAGCACAGAGCAACGUGCGACAGAACGACCUGAAAUAAACUUUGAUCUUCAAGGUUGGCCAAGUGCAAUCCCAGAGCAAAUUAACAAUAGCACAAUGCAAAAUGGCUAUGAGAGCCAGACGUCGCCCUUUCCCACGGUGCACCUAACCGUUGCCGCAGAUGGCAACGUACAUGAUAUGCGCACGCAGACUACAAUACAGAGUGACAGCCAGCGACUCUUUAUGGAAAACUUAUUUCCAGACCCAACGGGAAACCUCACCGGUACUCCACUAAUAUCUGCGAAUAUGCCUUGGGGGGGGUCACUGAUGUCUCCAGGGCCGUCAUGGUUGGUAGGCUAUGAUUUCGAUCUCGAGGCAUUGAACACGUCAGUCUCCACGACCCUGUGCGCCACCGAGCCUUUAUUUCAAUCUCAAGUUAAUCGAACGGCCAUGCCAAGUGCGCUACAGUUGGGAGAGAUUCCUGAGGCUGAGAUGCAUGGAGAACGAAAGGAUGUCACAAACGAAUGCGUCCGCAGAGGAUGGUUCUCUCAUAUUGACCCGUUUGAUGAAAAGGAUGAUCAUGGCGGUGCCACCACAGGCGAGAUGACUCCAGUCACCGCGAGAGAUCAAUAUGACAUCGGAGACAGCUUCCGUCACAGGAUAAGCCAACGACUUAGAGCUCGCACAAUUGAUGAGCCGCUCCCGUCGACAAAAUUCCUGAAUCUAUCCGUCCAAAUAUAUUUUACUAAAUUUAAUCCUAUAUUUCCGGUUAUACACGGCCAGACGUUUCGACCUACACCGAGGAACUCGCUGCUACUAUUAUCAAUCACGUCCAUAGGUAGUUUACUUCUCGGAUCAAAGGGAGCAGCAAGCCAGGGUAUACGUAUAUUUGAAAGGCUUAACAAAGCUAUUCUAGCGUCGUGGGAAAAUACAGUCUUAUCUGACCCAACAGAGGCGGCAUCCAUGAUACAGGCAGCCUUAGUCGGCCAAACAUUCGGCUUCUUAUCUGGGAUUUCAAAACAUCUUGCUAUUGUAGAGGCCUUUCAUGGCUCAAUUAUUGCUUGGGCAAGGAGAUGUCAAAUGUUUAACUAUAGAACAAGCCAUCCCCAAGUUGAACAUCUAAGUGGUGCGAGUUUGCAUGAGGCUUGGAAGGCUUGGGCAAGAUCGGAGUCAAUUGUGAGGACAGUGCUAGGAUUGUACAUCCAUGAUGCCAAGCUUGCUUGCAUGUUUCAUCAUGAACCACUUCUCCGUCACGAUUCAAUCCUGGUGCCGGUGGCCGCUGACGACGACAUCUUCAAUGCACCCAGCGCAGCCAUCUGGAGAGAGAAAAUGCUCCGUCAGUCGGCAUCUCGGAUACCAGUUCAUGAAUGUCUACACGUAAAUCAUCACCACGAUCAUGGUUCGCGGCUACUGCCCCAGGAAUUAAGCUGGAAAAAUAGUCACUUCACUGCAUAUGUCAUACUCUAUGGCAUCUCCUCGACAAUUAGCGAGAAACAACAGAUGGGUCAAAUACGUCCUGCUUCUGCAAACUUUAACAAAUAUUUUGAAGCUCUCAUUUGUUGGUAUCGCACCUUUCAAAGAGACGUCGGCGUUUCUGAAAACCAAAAUAUCCAGCGUCCUGACACGCUCUGCCUCAUGGUACUAUGGCACACUGUCUUCAUGAGCCUAGUAACUGAUUUUAAUGUCCUCGAACGCGCUGUUGGCCGCAAUGGCGCAGAGAACUGGACGUUGGAUGCGGAUCUUGCAUACGCGACUAGUUGGGCAACAUCGAGAGAAGCCCAGCGCUGCAUUCUCCACGCCCAUGCCCUGCUCUACUCUCUUGGAGCCUUGCGCCUCGACGCUGAAGCUGCCAUCCAUAUUCCACACUGCCUCUUUCUAGCAGGAAUAGCCAGUUACUGCUACACACGCUUCCGUCGACCUAGCUCAUUUGAAACACAUGGCCAUAAUCAAACCUCUCACCUAGCCUCCCCUGACUCACAGCUGCAGCCCACCAUGGAGUUCCCUGAGUUUACAGUUCGAGGAGUGCCAAUACCGCAACACCUCUUCGGUUCGCCAGCAGCUAGCACUAGUGUAGGCGGUACCUUCCCGGCAACUGAUGACGCCAGUAAUGCGUUUAGUCCAGAAGAGGAUCCUACGACGCGAUUCCGACCAACCUCAGAUGUGGGGGCUGCCAUGAUGUGUACGUUAAUCGACAUGUUACAACGGAUUGGACAUUGGGGCAUUGCACGGAAGUAUGCUGCAACGUUAUCCACCCUCGUGGAUGCGGACAGCGAUGAGGACUGGAGGUUCAUCAUGAGCGAUCACUAGCGGACUCUCACGGGUAACUCAAUAACAACCGGCGACACGCUGUGUCAGACACUCAUUUAAAUGCAUCGUUUUUAAAAGGGCUAUUCAUUGUAUAAUUAGAACUAAAAUCAGAUACUUCAGAUGAUCUAGUUCUUCUGGGGCGCACCGUCAAAUUCUCAUCGAAUCUUUCUCAUGGCCGCCUAUUCCAGGAAAUCAGCGGGAACCUCUGGGCCCCACACUGCAAGGGAUUCGCUCCCUGCGGGACCAAAGCCAAUAGGUGUAUCUUUGUUGACAGUGUCUCCAUCCGUGUAGUGCUAUUAGAGGAGUUAUCAGCAAAUGCAUUGGAAAGGGCAGAGACAUCGAAAGAGAUGAUGGGAUAGGAGAAAAAGCGAUACAAACGUACCUCGAUCAUGAAACCGGUAGGGUCCCACCAAUAAUCAAAUAUUUGGGACCCCAGGAUAUGUCGGCCUACUCCCCAAACAGAUUUGUAACCCUUCUUAGCUAGCCAUCUAGAGAAACGUUAGCUCACAAGAGUAUGUUUACUUCUGUCGUUACAGAUAUGAUGCGUCAAACAAAAUGGUGG